Messenger RNA from Xiphias gladius (swordfish), 9090 nucleotides. RefSeq lists its product as uncharacterized. NCBI's taxonomy places the organism in Eukaryota, Metazoa, Chordata, Actinopteri, Istiophoriformes, Xiphiidae. The record is from RefSeq and is a predicted model, not a curated record. The coding region runs from base 355 to 3129 and encodes 924 amino acids. Gene Ontology annotation, biological process: protein demethylation; regulation of transcription by RNA polymerase II. The transcript is spliced from 11 exons. Gene Ontology annotation, molecular function: histone demethylase activity; protein binding; zinc ion binding.
GAGAGAGAGAGAGAGAGAGAGAGAGAGAGAGAGAGAGAGAGAGAGAGUCAGUGAAUGGGCACGACUCACUGCGCCCUUCACUUAUCAAUAUCGAUCAGUUUGUAAUCGAGACAUUAAACCCACAGCGGGUCCGUUAGGUUAGCCCGGGAGCUAGCCGGAGCACCAAAAGCUACCACGAUGGGACGCAUGUGAAGCAGUCCGCAGCUAACAGCAGCCUGGCGGAGAAAGGAACAAGGAAGCGGACGGCUAGCUGCGCUGCACCGAAGCUAACGUUGGCUAACUGUUGGCUAAUAUUAUUUCUAAUGAGCGACCGAGGAGCAUGCGACCUGAUACGAAGAGCUGACUUGUUCGGGGAUGUCGGGCAGUAAGGCGCUGGGCGGGGGGGCUGGCGGGGGGGCGAGGCGCAGGCGGACGCGGUGCCGGCGCUGCCAGGCCUGCAUGAGGACAGAGUGCGGAGAGUGUCACUUCUGUAAGGACAUGAAGAAGUUCGGAGGGCCCGGCCGGAUGAAGCAGUCCUGCCUCCUGAGACAGUGCACGGCGCCGGUGUUGCCUCACACGGCGGUGUGUUUUGCGUGUGGUGAGGCGGGGAAGGAGGACACUGUGGACUCGGAGGAGGAGAAGUUCAGCCUCUGUCUGAUGGAGUGUACCAUCUGCAAUGAAAUCAUCCAUCCCAGCUGUCUCAAGAUGGGUAAAGCUGAAGGAAUCAUCAACGAUGAGAUCCCAAACUGCUGGGAGUGUCCAAAGUGCCACAAGGAGGGCAAGACCAGUAAGGACCAGGCCGACGGCUCGGGGAAGCGCAGGCUGGACAACGGGGAGGUGGGCCGCUGGAAACUCACAGAUGACCCUCCCCCUAAAAAGAAAGCCCCUCCCUCCCUGGAGGAGGGGGGGAGGACGACGGAGGGGGGACACAAGAGGAAGAAGGAAAAGGAGCUGCCCCAGGACAGCGGGCCCAAGAAGAAGAUGAAAGGUGCCCAUGAAAAACGCCUCAAAAAGAAACCCAAACAGGAGGCGGUGGAGUCGAACGGUCCCACCUCCUCAGCUGGUGGAGGAACCGGAGGACUGCAGGGCUCCUCCAAUACUUCCUCCCAGCCUGGAGGAGGAGGCGGUGGGGGAGGAGCAGGGGGGACGUCGAGUGCAGACCAGCGCUCCCAUCACAGAGAGAAACUCGAGCGUUUUAAAAGAAUGUGUCUGCUGGAGCGUCGGCCCGAGUCGUCGUCGUCGUCGUCCUCCAGCUCGGAGUCUGACUCAGAGUCCGACUCCGACGACUCCCUGAGGGGGGAGCAGGGGGGAGGCUCCUCACCCUCGUCCUCCUCCCCUGCCCCGCCUCCUCCCGUUGUCUACGGCAACAGCAGCGGGGGUCGGGCGGAGAGAGAGAGGAGUCGCAGCGAGCGGGAGAGAGAGAGGGAGCGGGAGAGACGUCUGGCUGAGCUGGGCUUCAGCGCCAGCGAGGAGUCGGAGGGGGAGGGAGGUAGGGGGGAGGAGGAAGAGCGGGAGGAGGAGCAUGGAGGGGGAGACAAGGCCCGGCGGAGAGGAGGAGGAGGAGGAGGAGGAGAGGCGGGGUUACCUCCACGAGGACGGAAAGGAGGGCUACUGGACGGAGAGGAGGAGGACACACCCACCUCAGAUAGGACCAGGAAAAACUCUUCCUCCCUCCCCCCGCCCUCGCCCCUCUCCUCUAAUCAGAUGCCUCCGUCCUCGCAGCAUGACGGCUUCACGGGGAAGCAGCGCAGCAAUGGGCAGGAGGCGCGCAACGGACGGACACGAGGAGGGGCGGGAGGGGGGAGAGAGGGAGGGGAGAAGGAGAACGCCAGCGGGGUUCUGACCAAUCACAGACACAGUGGGGGAGGAGUGGGUGGGACUAAAGGCAGCGGGAGUCGUGGCAACAAGAUCCGUAGCAACAGCAAGAACCAGGCCUCCAGGAACAACAUCUCCUCCUCCUCCUCCAUCCCCACCUCUAACGGGGGAGGGGGGGGCAGCGGCCUGAUGAUGUCAGUGAUGGCGGCAUCUCCCUGCUCCCAGCCGUCCCGCCUCGCUCCCCGCUCUCAGAUGAUGAAGCGCAGCCCCCCGGCCGUGCCCUCGCCCCCCCGGCCCGUUCAGAUGGAGAGACACCUGGUGCGUCCGCCCCCCGCCUGCCCCGAGCCCAGCUGUCUGCCCCUGGACUGCGGAGCGUCCCACAUCAUGACCCGGGACGUGUGGCUCAGAGUCUUCACCUACCUGAGCCACCGAGAGCUGUGUGUCUGCAUGAGGGUCUGUCGCACCUGGAGCCGCUGGUGCUGUGAUAAGAGGCUGUGGACUCAGAUCGACCUGAGCCGGCAGCGCUCCAUCACCCCCCCCAUGCUGAGUGGUAUCAUCCGCCGGCAACCCGUCUCCCUCAACCUGGGUUAUACCAACAUCUCAAAGAAACAGUUAAUGUGGCUGAUCAACCGCCUACAAGGUCUGUUGGAGCUGAAUGUAUCUGGGUGCCCGUGGCCGGCGGUCUCGGCUCUGUGUCAGGCCGUCUGCCCCUGUCUGAAGCUGCUGGAUCUCAGCAGAGUGGAGGACCUCAAAGACUCGCACCUGAGAGAGCUGCUGGCCCCCCCGCCUGACACCAGGACAGCUCAUCAACCCGUCUCUCUCUCUGCUCUGAUUGGUCGAUCAGCUCACGGUGAAACCAGAGUGGGCCGUUUCCAGAACGUCACGGAGCUGCGAUUGGCCGGUUUGGACCUGACGGAUGCGUCGUCCCGUCUGUUGGUGCGUUACGUUCCUCACCUGACCAGGUUGGACCUGAGUCAGUGUGGAAACAUCACAGACCACACAGUUCACAACCUCACCUCCCCCAUCUCCCCCCUGAGAGAGAGCCUCACCCACAUCAACCUGGCAGGUUGCGUUAAAGUGACGGAGCAGUGCGUCCCGUUGCUGCGUCGCUGCUCCUCCCUACAGACGGUCGACCUGCGCUCCUGCUCCCUCCUCUCCUCUGAGACCGGACAGCUGCUCUCCUUCCCCUCCCACACCUCCUCCUCCUCCUCCACGUCCUCCUCUUCCUCUGCCACCACCACUUUCGCUGCUUCAUCCUCCUCCUCCACGUCCGCCUCCUCCUCCUCCUCCUCCUCCUGUCCUCCCGAAGACAGAACGCUGCUAAAGAACAGCUAAAGUCCUCCUCCGUGUCGUGUGACACUUGGUCCAGAUGGCCUGAAAGCCCCGCCUCCCAGCUCAUUACACUACAGACAGGUGAGCAAGAGGAGGAGGAGGAGGAGGAGGAACAUUUCUCCUGAAGCUGGAAAGUUUUGUUGGUUGGCGAGUAGAGCGACCACAGGAGGAGGAGGAGGAGGAAGACGAAGAGGAAGAAGAAGAGGAAGAGGAGGAGGAGGAGAACACAUAUUUUGGGACAAAGUUGUCGGUAAUACUUAAAAAAAAAAAAAAAAAAAAAAAAAAAAAAUAGAAACCCUGAGCAUGUACAUAUUUGUUCUCUGUACAAUUUUGGGUGUGUGUAUAUAUCUGUAGUUUACUGUAAAUGACCCUUAACCUUUUACACCCCCCCCAACACACUCCUCUCCUUCCCUUCUUUCCUUCUAUGCUUCCUUCCGUCCUUCCACCCUGUGACCAAUCAUCAUGCCAGGCAUCCACCUGCUCGUCUGUAGCUGCAGAACAGGGAAAUAUGUGGAGAAUCAAUACUCGGUGUUGUCUGGAUUUUAGUUGCUGUUGUCUGAACGGUGACGAUGCCCCUCCGACACCCCCACACAGGAAGUCAGAGAGUUGUAGGUUUGACUCUGGGGAUGAUAUUUUCCAACUCUAAAGUAACAACAGUCUGACAUUUGUGUCUCAUGCAAAGUCAGAAGUGUAACUCUGACAGUUUUGGAGUUCUAGAAAAGUUGGAGCUAGGCUAACAUUUUCCCUCUGCUUCCAGUCUUUGUGCUAAGCUAGGCUAAACACAUCUGUGUCUCUAAACUGGUAUCCAUCUUCUCAACCGACUCUGGGGAAGUGGAUCGUCCUGACGUCAGACUGUCACUCUAAAAACGCUCCUUUUCAGUAUAAAGUCUGGUACAAAUCAAGAAUACAUUAGGUAGAAGUGGGUUUAAAUGUGAGGAACUGAUGAAUCAGAAUGAAAACUCUUAGAGUUCGGCCGAUCUGAACUGACAGACUUCAGGUUCUGGUUGUUUGUGAUGCUGUGAUUUGCCCUGAUUUCACUUCAAUGCCUCCGGACAGGGCAGCGGUUGGUGUCCAAGCUGUUUCAGUGAGCUGAAAAUGAAGUUCGAGGUCUUGUGUUGAACUUGAGAAUUGACACGAGGCAGGAAGCCUUUUAUAACGUGAGGCUUCAAGGCCGGGAUGUUCUCGUUCUUCUUGUAGUUGCAUCUUUGAGAUUGCAGAUGCUGUUAAGACGAUCUGACAAAUUUUCUUUAACACUUGGAUGGAAACCGCGCCAAAAUGACAUCAAUCCCAAGUGCACGUACCUUUUUACUUCAAAUGAAAACGUCAAAUCAAAUGAGAGAGAUGUCUGACAGUCGACGCCGUGGCUGGUAUUAAUCCAAAAUAACUAUACCUAAGAAACUCUCUGGGAUUUUUCUGAAAGCUCCGAUAUAUAUAUAUAUAUACAAUAUAUAUAUAUAUAUGGGGGACGACAUGUAACAAAGGAACAAAGGCCCCUGAGUGGACGUCAACUGGGGAUGUUGUGGCCCAAGUGUUGCCACCAGGGCGCCCAUAGUAAACCCAGAUUUAACGGAUGUGGUGUCAUGUCAGUGCACAGUAUUUUCAACUCGCAUAAAACCGAUUCUGCAGUCGUAAAACCAUCUUAAGUUGAUCAAACAGUAAUAAACGUUGGAGUCUAAUCAGGCCGUGAAGACGGACGCUGACAUGUUCCUGCAGCUUUCCUGGGUCAAAAAUAAUGUAAAUACUAAAGUUUAGCCAAGUUUAUAGAACAAGAGUAUUGUGAGAAGAUACUGGUGGGAAUAAUCAAACCUGUCAGAUGUUAUACGUCAGCCGGAGUCCGGUCAAGUUUCUACAACUGAAAACGAACUUCUGCUGCUUCUCUGAAUGAAAAGUGAUUCAUCGAGCGCAGCAGAAAAACGUCUACGGCUACUCGCUCACAUUCAUCUGCAGUCAGAGCCGGAGCAGAGCAGAACGAAUGUACCUGCACGCCGCGUUAGACGCUGAAUCCGCCAUCCACACGGAGACCGGGCUGCAGGAUCGCAGCGCGUCAGCGUGUGUGAUGGACAUCGGCGUUAAUGUGAGUGUAUAAACCCAUUGGUGGAGGCAGACCAGUGUAAACCAGACCACUAAGCUUUCAGUCUGCGGCGUGAGCAGCAGGUCAGCGCAGGGUCACACAGUCCCCAGAGCUCAGUUAAUAAGAACGGCCUAGGUUUAUUUUGAAGGUCCACCCCUCCAUCAGCGAAGAACCUGCGAUCCUCCAGCAGUCGACGUUUACCAGAGUCAAAGGUGGUGUGGGCUUUUUUCAGAGAAGCAGAACGAACGGCUGUAGUCUCUGCAGGCUGCCUAGUUGAAGUCCUCUAAAUUUCCUCAGUGCAAAGGAAGUAUUAAGGUUUCUUUUUCAAGGAGGUCAACCCCCCAUCUCCUCACCUGACAGGUCAAGAACCUACCAUCAAACAUCCCCAGCAGCGUCCCGCUGUUCUCUUUGCUUCCAAGUUGGCAAAAACCGACGUUCUGCGCGCUCUGCCGCCAAGAAUGAGUCUUUGCGUUUGUCUGAAAAUUCUCGGCUACGUGAGAAAUGACUCCACCCCCGCGGGGAGUAAGCUUUAAAAGUCAAAAGUGUCCAGUUCUCGUGGGCAGAAAUAUAAUUAACUGAACAAAAAAGUUGCCAAAUGUUAAAUGGUGUCUCAACACGAGCAGCGUUCAACAAGAGACGACGUGUUGUUGGAGGCUGGAUUUUUAUUCUCUGUUUUAUUGGAGCUAGGCUAACGGUUUCCCCCCGCUUCCAGUCUUUGUGCUAAGCUAAGCUCAAUGGACCCAUCUCUGUACUAGAGAUGAAAUUAAUGUCCAUCUUCCACACAGACAUAUUGUCUAAAAUGUCAGACUGUUCCUUUAAGCGACUCGCUGACUGUCGAUCAGAUCAGAUCGCUGCAGGUGAAGUUUGUUCAGGUGUGGUUAUGGUUCGAGGUGUUUUCCUUCAUGUUCCCUCGUGUGUGCGUGUGUGUGUGUGUGUGUGUGUGUGUGUGUGUGUGUGUGCGUGUGUGUGCUCGUGCGAGCGAGCCAUCAGACCGACAGCGCUGGGUGUGUUGAAACUGAGCCUCAAUGUCUUCAACAUUCGCCUCAAUCAUUCGUCUUCCCCUUUGUUUUUGUAUCGGCUCCGCUUCCCUUCGUCGUCCGUCUGCCUGUGUUCAUCACCUCUGAUCGGAUUCUCGUGGAGAAGUGAUUGAUCAUGUUUUUUCUCAGGAGUAUUUUCGUUUUCUUUCCCGUUUCUCUUUCAGCUGGUUUUCAUUUCUUUCUGUGCCACGGCAGCACUCCCAUCCAGUCCAAACUGAGACAUUCCUGCUAAAUCAAAAACGACUCCAUCUCAGUUUGUUUUUCAACAUUUCACACUCCUUUCUGUCUGAAACAGUCCCAUCCGUGUGUACGCAUCUCUGUUUUUCUGUGUUCUACGUUAUGAAAGUUACUUUCUGUGUUUGCCGCAUUGAUCAGUUUGAAUCUGUUUGCUGUGGAAGCCCAUUCCUGCCAGGAAAGAGGGGGGGGGGGAAACGAUAAAGUUUAAAUAUUCAUGGAAAAGUCAAGAUUAUGAGAAAGUCAUUCAUAAUUUAGAUUUUAAAACAAGUCUAGAUUUACUCUCAUUAUCUUGAUUCACAUAUUAUAAUAAUCUUGACUUUAUUAUUUAAUCUUGAUCUAGUAAAUCAAAAUUCAGAUACUGUCUCAUGGUCCUGAUUUACCGUAAUCUUGAUUUACUAUCUCAGAAUCGCGACUCACUAUUUUUAAUCUUAAUUUAUUAUCUCAUGACCUCGACUUAAUCUUGUAAUCUUGAUUUACUGUAUCAUAAUCUCGAUUUAGCAUCUGAUCAUCUCCGCUUAUCUCAGAAUCUAAACUCGCCAUAAUCUUGAUUUAUCUCACGCUUAAUUUACUGCCUCAGAAUUUUGACUGAUUUACUAUCUCGUGAUCUUGGCUAAUGGUUAUAAUCUUGAUUUAUUACCACGCUCUAGAUUUUCCUCAUAAUCUCGAUUUACUAUUUCAUAAUCAUAAUUUAUCUCAUAAUCUUAACACAUCGACUGACUUUGAUUUACAGUCUGAUGUUUUUGAUCUCAUAAUUUAUUGUUCAGAUUUUAAAAAGUCAUAAUCCCAAUUUACUUUCUUCUAAUGUAGAUUUCUUAUCAUCUUGAUUAGUUUCGUAAUUUUGACUUAAACAUCAGAGGAUACUGUCAUAAUUUUGAUGUACCAUGAGUAUUUUCUUUUUUUGUUCCUAAUUUUUCUCCUAUUUUUAUUUUCUUGGCUGAAAUGGGCUUCCGUAGUUUCUCAGGGGCCUCACUUAAGAAAAAAAACGACCACAACCCGAAUGUCCUGUCAGGGUCAUUGUUAAAAUUAUCCAUGUGACGCGAGAAAUCGAUGAAAGCGACUGAUUCCUUCACGAGAAUCGGUCGCUUUGAUCAGAAACGCAAAUGUUGUCAUACAGAUGUUUCAUAAACGACGGCCUGACGUUUCUGACGUGGUGGAAACGCAGAAGGCCGAUCGGAUUCGUACCCUCGGUCCCCUCGCUACGCUCAGCCGUGGCUGUCUGGGGUUUACGUCGCUUCAUGUGUGAACCGGCCGCCUAACAAGUGAGGCAGUGGCACCGAGGGGAGGGGUCAGACACGUUGGGCACGUCAGCUUUUCACGUGUCACCAGGAGGACGAAUCAAAGAGCCGACCGGUCGUGAUGAAGAAAUAACGAGCAUUCGUUCGUCGGCAUCUCCUGGUACCGGCUGCCGUGUUGGUUAGCUGAUUCAGCGUUAGCCACGCCGCUCCGCGUUGUUGCAUCACCUCUGCUGCUCCGCCGUCAGAGAUACUGUCCAACAAAGACGUAAAACUGAAUCCGCAUUUUAAAUUAGCUCGAGAGACCGAGCGGGAAAACGGUCGCGUGGAACGCCAACUCAGUGUCUCGACCUUAGACCGGCGGCGCUAGCAGGUUAGCAAUCCUAGGUAGCAAGCUAACAUUAGCUAGCUAGCGACUGUUAGCCUGCUACAGAACAAACAACGUAGGCUGCUCGUUGUUAAGAUUACGAUUUAGGCUGAAAUGAUUAGUUGAUUAAUUGCCUGAUAAUCGAUUAAUCAUUCACUUUAUUUUUCAUGGAAGAAGAAAAACACCAAAAGUUCUGUCGCAAAGUGAGCGCAGCGAUAAUGGAAACGAUCAGUCGUAAAUCUUAAUGGUAUCGUCAUUAUUGUUAUAAUUGUUGUUGCUGUUAUUUUAUUUUUACGUAUCGUAGCAUCAUCACUGAACCGGCCGCGGCAGCAGAGGUCGCACAUCCACGGAAGAUCAGCCACGUUAACCAGCUGGUUGGUGUCGACUGGUGCGGGUCUCAGAGCCGCCGUAGUCCAUGAAAUGAAAAGUAUUAGUUCAAUUUCAAAUUGCCAUGACACCUGUUGUGCCAUAAACUUGCCAGAUCAACGUUUCACCGUGUUAAAGUCUCAAUGGAUCAGUUUUUGUGUGCUAUUUUUUGUAUUCUGUUGUGGUUCAGUUGUUUUUACUGUGGCGUGGGGCUCGACACCUGCGGCCCCCACUUCCUGUUAAUGAUGCUUCAAACUUCGCCUAGCAACAAAUGAGAAGAUCAAAUCUGAUUGGACAAUAAUCCCUGACUCCUGAAAGCUCUUAUCCAAUCAGACGCCCUGACACAUCUCACCUUCUCUCUUAGUAAAAACUGAAUCGUUGUUUUAAAGAUGCACUGGAUCAUCAUCACCUUCAUCCUCACCUUUUGCCAAAUGUAGUUUUUGUUGUGAAAAGGGGCAUUUUAUCCUGUUUUUUCUUUGUUUUUUGUUCUUUUUUAUUCUUUGUCCAUGACUCUUCCGUUGUGUUGAUGAAAAAAUGAGGAAGAAGUUGGAACAAAAAGUAAAAAGAGACACAAAAAGACCAACUCAAGGCAGCUACGUAUGAGUGACUACUGUAAAAUGACUAACUAAUAAAGAAGCAAUGGGUUUGUUUUUA